Didymodactylos carnosus is the source of this 1041-nucleotide messenger RNA. The record is from the annotation of a GenBank genome assembly. Lineage: Eukaryota; Metazoa; Rotifera; Eurotatoria; Philodinida; Philodinidae.
UAGAUCUUUUUUUAAAGGCAUUUUUUUCAUUUUUGCGUGUUUUUAUAAAACGACUUAUCAUAGUGCCAUGAGUUUUCCAGCACGACGGAAACGGAAAUAAAAAACAAAAGAUUAUUUGAUUUGCUUACAAAAGUCGGAAAAAAAGUUGUCGUUGAUUCUGUAACCGAGAUGAGCAACUCCAGCUACGUUCAACUCCCACAAGAACUAAUUUUCAGGGAAUCAGACCAAUUACACGUUGCUAUCUAAAAUAUUUUCUAAUUUCACAGAGAUAUCAACGGUUAUAACAACAUGUGGUGUGGAUACGUGAGCAAGAAUAAUCCAGUGCGUCGACAUAAUGUUUCGCUUUCGUUUAUGUGUAUGUCUUUCAGAUCAUUCUUCUAUGAUGUUGAUUCACAGAGAAUCAGUAAUUCUGUAGAAGAGGGAGAACAGAUGAUAAAAGAAUAUUACAAAGAGUAUAAGUAAAAGUGUAGAAGAACAUGAAAUACGUGUGAGAAAAAGAGAAAUUGAAAAGAUUUAUUAUUUUAACAUCUGAAAUUAAAUGUAACAUUUUUUUGAAUUAGAUACUCUUUUAUCUAUCUUUUUCCGGUUUAGGCAUUUGACGAUGAGGCAAAUUCUCAAGUGAUUCGAUGUUAUUUGGAUGGUCCAUUAAAACGUACUUCAUCCAACGCGUAUAUCAAUUAUUUUAAUUAUCCAGAAGAAAAUUCAGAUCUAUCCGAGUUAUACGCUGCUAUUAAAGAUCACAUUACAGUCCCUUUAUAUUGCUUGAUCGCUUCGCCACGUGAAAGUACGGUUUUGAAAAGAUUUUUAUGGUUGUACGACCUGAUUGGACCGAGAUACAAAAACUUAAAAUCUAUCACGAGAAAAAUGGCAACACCAAAAUCAUCUGUCACUACUGCGCAAAACGACGAUAUUCCAUCUUUGAAAGCAAAGAUUACAGAGCUUGAACGACAAAAUGCCGAAUAUAAAACAAAAUUAGAUGAAUUAAGACGAGCAAAAGCAACAACCAUGGUUAAAGUUGAAAAAGAAUAUGUCAAUGCAAGU